Molecule: messenger RNA, 2494 nt
Organism: Hypoxylon fragiforme
Lineage: Eukaryota; Fungi; Ascomycota; Sordariomycetes; Xylariales; Hypoxylaceae
Product: GMC oxidoreductase
Exons: 2
Coding region: 301-2049 (582 amino acids)
Molecular function (GO): flavin adenine dinucleotide binding; oxidoreductase activity, acting on CH-OH group of donors
Source: RefSeq, a predicted model, not a curated record
UGAGACCUAGUUAACCACCCGCGGUUCAUUUCAUCUCACCCAAGUGCAAAGUGCAAGACAUAUAUUGCAACGUUUUCUCUGGAUCGGUUCUUUCGUAUUGACUGUGCACCUGCAGGCCACCAUAUUCAUAUACACAUAGGCCAUGUAAAAUUAUACAAUUGAAUAGAGGGCCAGGUACAAAAUCGGUAUCAUUGUAUAUAUCCUGAUAUUCUUCCACCGACAAUGGAAGCUGUGGGAAUCUCUCAAAAUACGACCUAGGAUUUCUACGGUAUAGUAGAUUCCAAUCUUACAGAAAGUGUCAUGAGAAUCAAUCUUAGUUUCCAGCUGUUCUUGCUCUAUAUAGAGUCUAUAGUUGCUGUGCCUGGCCUAUACGAUGCUGUCAUUGUUGGUGGGGGCCCAGCCGGCUUUGUGCUCGCGUCGAGACUCUCGGAGGACCCAGACUUCCAAGUGUUGCUCUUAGAAAAUGGGCCGGAUACAUAUACCAACGAGACCAUCACCACACCGCGGUACGCUGGUCAGCUACAGGGAACCCAGUUUUCUUGGAAUUUCACAUCUACCCCGCAGGCGACCCUGGGCGGGGAGGCACCGUACCUACACCAAGGCAACGGGUUUGGCGGCGGGACGGCGAUAAACAUCAUGGCGUAUUGCCGAGGGGCAAGCUCGGUCUUUGACGAGUGGGCGGAGCUCACAGGCCUAGACGGGUUACGGUGGGACAACUUGGUGGAAUAUUUUGGAAAAAGCACAAAUCUCUUCGUGCCUCCGGACCACGAUUACGACCAGGUCAUCGAUAGGACAAAGUUUGGUGACAGUCAUGUCAAUGUCAGUUACGAAUCGUCUGGACAACGAGUUCCAAUUGACAGCUCGUUUGUGAAUACGUGGCUGGUCAAUGGUGCGCAGAGAGGAGCCGACUUGACAUCCGGGGACGGCAUAGGGAUGAUGAUUGGCGGACCCCGUAGCAUUAAUCCCACGAACUCGACGAGGUCCUAUGCUCUUCCGGCGUAUGGAUUUGAAUUGGCAGCGCGGCCUAACGUCAAAUUAAUGCAUGUAAGCAGAGUUAUUAAGGUGAAUUUUGAGGGAACCAGGGCUAUCGGGGUGGAUUACGUGGAACUCUUGGCCAACAAGACUUAUACCGUGAAGGCAAAAGAGACGAUCGUGAGUGCAGGAGCCGUCAACUCACCUCGCGUGCUUCUCCUCUCGGGGGUUGGUCCGAGACAGCAUCUUGAGGAACUCGGUAUACCUGUCGUGGCCGAGAGUCCAGAGGUAGGUUUGAACUUCUUCGAUCAUCACUACGUCGUCACCAUGUUCAACGCGACACCGGAUAUCAUUACAGCGAAACAGCUGAGAGACCCAGCACUUCUUGCCCCCUUCUUAGCCGAGUAUAGAGAGAAUGCUACAGGACCACUCGCAUCGACGGGCGGUUCCUCGUUCUUCGCAGAGAGACUGUCCGAUGAAAUCCUGGAUGGCCUCGGGGUCAACGUCACCUUUCCGAAAUCUUUGCCCAAGGACCGCCCGCAUCUUUUGUAUCAGUACACAUCCUCGGCAUCACUCCCAGCACCUGACGACGCCAAUGCGAUCUCGGCGUUCUCAGCUCUCGUACAGCCCGAGGCAUCGGGAUCUGUGCGCCUGAAUACCUCCGACUGGCGAGAUGAGCCGCUGCUCGAUACGAACUACUUCGGUUCCGAAUCCGACAUGGCCAUUGCCUUGUACGGCUACCGGCGUCUCCUGACCAUGAUGCGCUCCGAUACCAUGCGCUCGGUGAACGCUAACGAGAUUUACCCCGGAUCAAAUGUCACCGCCGAUGAGGACAUCAAAGCCGCGCUGUAUGGGGCGGCUCGCUCGUUUCAUCAUCCAGCGGGUACAUGCUCUCUCGGAAAGGUUCUGGAUCGGGACUUUAAAGUGAAGGGGACACAGAACCUGAGAGUCGUCGACUCGAGCGCAGUCCCGCGACUGCCUACUUGUCAUCUUCAAGCUUCGGUGUACGCUCUAGCUGAGUUCGCGGCUACGAUACUCAAGGAGGGGCUCCGUGGAGCGGCUGAGGUGGAUAUAUAGUACCUACCCCUAAAUCAUAAAGUUACCUGGGCAGCUAACCUUAAAGCCACACACCAAAUGUUAGUUGCCUGGGUAGGUAGUGAGAUCCGUGCAAAUAGAUCACAGAGGUGUGGAGUUUGAUCUAGCCUUAGAUCUGCACUGUACUUGUACCUACGUACUACCCACAACACCAACAGCUAUCGUGGUGUCAAAUAUUGAUAGCAAGAAGGGUUAAGGUUAGCUAUUCCGUACGGGGGUUGAUGAGGAUAGGCUAUACCUAUUAAUACCUAUAUUUAGCUCAACUCUCCCGAGGGAAUAUGAUCGUUCAAAGUGAGGUACCCAGGCAUCUAGUUUCCCACAUCAGCUUACUAUGUAGGUAGGUAGGUACUAGGCAACUUAAAAGUAAAGGGGCACACAAGGGCGCACAGGGGCACACGAUUAUUUAUUUAUAGGGUUGAGUUUAUAA